Messenger RNA from Microtus oregoni (creeping vole), 2124 nucleotides. RefSeq names its product MAS1 proto-oncogene, G protein-coupled receptor (gene Mas1). Gene Ontology annotation, molecular function: angiotensin receptor activity. Bases 457 to 1431 code for a protein of 324 amino acids. The transcript is spliced from 3 exons. Gene Ontology annotation, cellular component: membrane. Gene Ontology annotation, biological process: G protein-coupled receptor signaling pathway. The record is from RefSeq and is a predicted model, not a curated record. NCBI's taxonomy places the organism in Eukaryota, Metazoa, Chordata, Mammalia, Rodentia, Cricetidae.
UCUGCUUGGCACAGCUCACAUAUUUUCAGCAGUGGGAGAGCAGCUCUGACUUCAGAGACUAGUCUGCAGCCAUCCUUGGAGAUGCUGAGACCAGGGACCUGGCGGGCUGGCUGGGUAUGGAUGCCACAGGAUUCAAAGGAGCCGUCUCCCUGUUGCACCUCUGACCCUUUCUGAGCGAAGGACACCAGUGAGUCUGUGCUCCAGGGGGGGAGCUGUUCAGAUGCUCUUGACAGCACAGAGGUGCUUCCAUGAGGAGCAGCGAGGAGGGAAGGAUGCUCUGUGAUGCUCCUGACUAAUGAUGCCGAUGCCACCGCCUGCUCCAGUCCUUUCGCGCUGUUCCCAGCUGAGGUUCCCACCACUGUGUUCUACACCAAGGCCCGCUAGGAUGAGCUGUCCUUCAACUCAGACUGUCCCUGCCAGAAAGUUACCUGAAGCAGCGCAGCCCAAAGCCUCUUCAUGGACCCAUCAAAUAUGACAUCCCUUGCUGAGGAGAAAGACAUGAACACCUCCAGCAAGAACGCCUCCCUGGGGAGUGCGCACCUUCCCAUUCCCAUAGUGCACUGGGUCAUCAUGAGCAUCUCCCCUCUGGGCUUUGUGGAGAACGGCAUCCUCCUCUGGUUCCUCUGCUUCCGGAUGAGGAGGAAUCCCUUCACGGUCUAUAUCACCCACUUGUCCAUUGCGGACAUCUCGCUCCUCUUCUGUAUUUUCAUCCUGUCCAUUGACUAUGCGCUGGACUACGAGCUCUCUUCUGGUCACUACUACACAAUUGUCACAUUGUCGGUGACGUUUCUAUUUGGCUACAACACGGGCCUCUACCUGCUGACGGCCAUCAGUGUGGAAAGAUGCCUAUCGGUCCUCUACCCCAUUUGGUACAGAUGCCACCGCCCCAAGCACCAGUCGGCAUUCGUCUGUGCUCUCCUGUGGGCACUUUCGUGCUUGGUGACCACCAUGGAGUAUGUCAUGUGCAUCGACAGCGAAGAAGAGAGUCACUCUCGGAGUGACUGCCGGGCGGUCAUUAUCUUUAUCGCUAUCCUCAGCUUCUUGGUCUUCACCCCGCUCAUGCUGGUGUCCAGCACCAUCUUGGUGGUGAAGAUACGGAAGAACACAUGGGCCUCCCACUCUUCAAAACUGUACAUUGUCAUCAUGAUCACCAUCAUCAUCUUCCUUAUCUUCGCCAUGCCCAUGCGGGUGCUCUACCUGCUGUACUACGAGUACUGGUCAGCCUUCGGGAACCUGCACAACAUCUCCCUGCUCUUCUCCACCAUCAACAGCAGCGCCAACCCCUUCAUCUACUUUUUUGUGGGCAGCAGCAAGAAGAAGCGCUUCAGGGAGUCCUUAAAGGUGGUUCUGACCAGGGCUUUCAAAGACGAAAUGCAGCCCAGACGCCAGGAGGGCAAUGGCAACACCAUCUCCAUCGAGACUGUGGUCUGAGGAUUGCAGCAGGAAACUGUGGGCAGAAACAGUGGAAUGCGGGUGGCUUUCGAUUUGUGCUUUGAGAUUUAAAUCUUCAAAGUAUGAUACAGAAGGGAAGCAUUCCACGUGCAUGGGAGUCUAAUGAUGAGCUUGCGUUCUUAUCUAGUGUCUUCUGGAAAUGUUGCCGUAUGUGACAGGGCUCUGUCUUCUUCUAUCCUUAUCAAAGACUUAUUUGUCUCUUAGCUCUUUGGUAGUGAUCAACAGUUAACUACAAAAACUGCUCUAGCAGAAGGCAUCCCAAAUGGGACCUGGAGAACCUAGAGAAGCCAUGCAACUACUGCUGUUUGCUCCACGUGACCUCAGGCGAGAGACUCUGGGGAGCCUCAUUUCCUCCCUUAGUGGAAGUGGUAACAGUCUGUACUGUGUGGGCUAUUGCUGAGUAUGGCAAGGUAGGCAAAGCACCUGCUCAUAGUCAAAGUUCAAUAAAAUCCAUCUCUCUACAUCCUUUAACUAGAACACAAUACUGCCUUGUGCUUUUAAAUGUUGAACAGAGAUUCCCAAAGGUCUCCUGGCUUGCAGCAUGGCAGCUUUUCAUGGUAUAACACCAGGGAUUGUCACAAUCUAGGCAGUCACAUAUUUGGGACAUCAUUCUGGAAACAAACAUUUUCCCCUCUUGGAAGACUUUCCCAUGGCUUCCUGUUCCUUGGGGAA